AAUUGCAAAUGGCGACGUGACAGACAAUUUACAUUUAACACGCAACAUAACACGCAACAUACCGCGUGUAAACUUGACUCCAUUCCACAUGAAAUAUUUUAUCUAUCGUUAGUUUUGCACCUUUUCCGCCUAGUUUUCGCAGUAUUAACCAUUUAACCAAUGAGGAUCGACAUAUAGAUCAAGUAAAGCUCAACUAGUGAUUGUAUGCCUAAUAAAAAGCCAGCGAUACUGAUUCGGCCUCGGCUGCAGGCGAAGUCGAAGACUAAGUCCAAGAAGAAGGAGAAGCGCCUCGGGGGACCAGCCCGUGGGAACGACGUGGAUAUGCCACUGCCAGGUCCCCGUGGUCCUGGGCCAGGAAUGCCUGGACCAUUUCAUCCUUCAGAAAUGCAGCCGGGCAUGAUGCACCGAGAUGGUCCUAGGUUUCCUGUGCAUGAUAUGGGCGGUCCUGGUCCCGGUCCAAGAAUGCAAGGUCCAGGCAUGCCCAUGGGUAAUAACAUGAUGGGCAACCAACCCCCCUGGGCGCGACCUAACCACGGUCCUAUGAAUCAACCAAUGCUUAACCAGCCUAUGGGCAUGGAGCAGCAUCGGGAGUAUGAUGCACCUCCUAUGCAAUACGGCCAGGCACACCAACAACAGAGAAUGCCACAUCCACAGCAGAUGCCAUUUCCACAGCAGAACCAGGGGGUUCGUCCAGCAUUUCAGCAACAGGGUCCAAUGCCGUUCCCAGGUCCUCAACAGCAGGGACCAAUGCCACAGCAGCAGUUCCCUCCAAGCUCUUCACAAAGUGUCAACGUGACGCCGGGCUGGAAAGUGGGACUGUAUGCCAGUGAAAACAGCAAGAUGCAGCAUAGUCCAGAUGCUCCACCCCAUGGAGAUGAUGAUGAUGAUGGAAAGAAAAGAAAAGCAGCCAGCAAGGCCAGAAGAAGGGAGAGAAGGAAACAGGAGAGAGAAAAGCGGGAGGCCGAAAAUAAUGCAGAAUCUGCUUUAUGGGAUGUUGUCACGUCCAUCGUUAGCUUCCCCGGCGAGGGUGAGGAAGAAGAUCGGGAAUCCCGGGAUCAGACUGCAAGAGAUCAAGAUCCAAGAGUGCGUGGAUCCCGAGAACGAGACUUGAUGGAACGGGAACUAAGACAGCGAGAGUUACGAGAUCGAGAACUCAGGGAGCGAGCCUUGAGAGAGCGCGAACUGGUGGAGCGACAAAUAUGGGAAAGAAAUGUGAGAGAGCGCGAAAUGCAAGAACAAGAAUUGAGGGAAAGGGAAUCAAGAGAGCAGGAACAGGAAUCAAGAGAGAAGAAAUUGCGAGAAAUUGACCAGAGAACGCAAGAUCCGAGGCAACGUAAUCUGAGGGAAAGAGCCUCAAGCGAAGGGCCUCUUAGACGAGAGGAACAUAGACCAGGAGAUGGUCGGGAUGAUAGAUUUAGAAGCAGUGGGAGUGAUCGCAGGAGAGAUGAUGAUGAUCGAAGAAGAGAUGACGGACGGAGGGAUGAUCGUGACCGAAAGAAGGAUGAUACCCGAGGAAGAGAAGAGGAUCGUAGGAGGGAUGAAGAUCGAAGAAGAGAUGAGGAUCGAAGGAGGGAUGAAGAUCGAAGAAGAGACGAAGAUAGAAAGAGGGAUGAGGAUCGACGGAAGAGAGAAGAUCGAAGAAGAGAUGAGGAUCGAAGGAGGAAUGAAGAUCGAAGAAGAGGUGAGGAUCGAAGGAAGGAUGAGGAUCGCAGGAGGGAUGAGAAUAGAAGGAGGGAUGACAGCAGAAGCAGAGAUGACAGCAGAAGCAGAGGACAAAAGGAGACUAGCCCAAGUUCAAGAGAUCGUCAACCAGGCAGCAGAAGUCAGGACAGGCACAUCGAUGACCGGGACAGUCGAGACAGAUAUAAAGAUGGUCAGAAGAGUCGCAGUUCCAGUCGAGGAAAUGUGAAAGAUUCAGAUACCAGUAAAAACCCUGACAGAGGAUCAUCCCAGCAAGGCCCAUCGAAGGAUCGAGAUGCCUCAAAGGCCAGGAAACCUUUCAUCGCCAGCCAGCAGUGGACGGGCAACCAGUUUCAAGAGACCUGGAACCAAGCAGUCAUACAGUCUCAAGAAGAGUGGGCCGAGAAAGCCAAGAAGGAAGAACCGACGAGCAUAGCUAACAUAGCGAAAACCCAGGAACACGUUAAGAAGGCAUUUAGCAAGGAUGACCUGGUGCAGCAACCCAUGGACAUAGACAGCGAUGGUGACGGACCUGUCUCACAGAUGAUUAUGGAGGAGAUGGCCAAGGAAACGGCGCAUGCAGCUGUGAAUAAAAUCCGGGGGAUCUUGAGGACAGCCGGGAAAGAAAACCAGAAAGAAGGAAACCAGAAAGGAGACAAGAAGAACCUUAACUUUCAGUGGACUGACAAGUCUAAAACAAAGGGUGACUUUAGGUGCAUUAUUUGCUCUCUAAACUUCACAACUCAAGCGCUUUUCAUAAAACACUGCUUGACCCCUGAGCAUCUUGAGAAGCUCAAGGUUCGUCGAGAGAAAGAAGAAGCUCUUUUAGAGUAUUACAACCGCCCUAAGAGUGCCAGCAAGGACAAGGCCAGUGCAGACCUGAAGCAAAAGGAAGAUGCUAGCAUCUCCAGCUCAAGAGGAGCGAAAGGCUCAACUAACUUAGACUCUCAAGGAAAAGCCAGUACAUCCUACAGGAAGUCUGGUACGGUAGGUGAGCUGUUGGAGCGGCAACAGAGAGGGUCCAACCAGCAACCAUCAUCAAGGGAAAGGGAGAUUGAUGACUCUGUAAAGGAGUCUUCGGGAGGCCCUGCAACCUUGUCCAAUGAAGAGCUGUCAAUGAUUGAGGCCAUGGCCAGUCAGGAGAGUGAACAGGCUGAUCUAAUGGCCAGUCAUGAAUCUAGCUCCGUUCCUUGGACAGACAACACCCAAUCUGCAAAGGAAGUAAUAAAAGUUGAUGACAGUUCUGGGUCCCUUGCCAAUGAAGGUGACACCCAUAGUCCAUUGAAGGAAGAGGACAUAUUAAGUCAACAUGAGCGUAUUCCAGGGGUAACAGAUAAUGAGAUGAUCGGCCAAAACUACAUCAUUCCAGUGACAGGCUUCUUCUGCAAGGUCUGUUCCAAGUUCUUUAAUACCAAGAAACUGGCCUUUGAGGUUCACUGUAGGAGCAACAAACAUCAUACCAAGACUUUGAUCCGUAAUCGCCAUGAAAAUCUCCUCAUGCAGCAAUUGGAGGCCAAAGCCAAGAAACUCUCUGACAAAAAAACUCCAGAAGAGUCAAGACCAGAAAUUUCUGGUUCUCCCCAAACUGUUACACCAAGCAGCAGCAGUCAGGUGACCGUUGGCAGAACUCAGAUAGUGGUCCCCAACGCCCGAAAGACCAGCAUUUAACCGAGGUCUUGAUGAAAGAAGAACUGAUAAAGAAGAUCACAACAUUCCAGGAAGAGGCACAGAAGAAUGGGAUGACACCAGCACGGCAGCGAGAGAUUGAAAAGCUGAGGAACCAGCUUCGAAGCCACCAGGUUCGAGAAGAGAAAGACAGACAGGACAGAGAGAUAAAGCUCCAACAGAGACUGCUGGAAGAGCAGCAGAAGAGCGAGGAAAAGGCGAGGGAGAUGCGGG
Messenger RNA from Lytechinus variegatus (green sea urchin), 3579 nucleotides. RefSeq names its product zinc finger CCCH domain-containing protein 13-like. Gene Ontology annotation, molecular function: nucleic acid binding; zinc ion binding. Gene Ontology annotation, cellular component: nucleus. The record is from RefSeq and is a predicted model, not a curated record. The transcript has 10 exons. NCBI's taxonomy places the organism in Eukaryota, Metazoa, Echinodermata, Echinoidea, Temnopleuroida, Toxopneustidae. Bases 205 to 3348 code for a protein of 1047 amino acids.